Molecule: messenger RNA, 912 nt
Organism: Chelmon rostratus (copperband butterflyfish)
Lineage: Eukaryota; Metazoa; Chordata; Actinopteri; Chaetodontiformes; Chaetodontidae
Gene: alx3
Product: ALX homeobox 3
Exons: 4
Coding region: 1-912 (303 amino acids)
Biological process (GO): regulation of transcription by RNA polymerase II
Molecular function (GO): DNA-binding transcription factor activity, RNA polymerase II-specific; RNA polymerase II transcription regulatory region sequence-specific DNA binding
Source: RefSeq, a predicted model, not a curated record
AUGGGGAGGUUUGGUGAUGCUGCGGCGGACUUCACGCACGGCGCUGCCCCGGCGAACGCGCCCGCCUCGCCCUCCAAGCACAGCAAGUUCUUGGACAGUAUAAACCAGGAUCAGAAGGGGGCGGCCAUAAGCAACAAGCCGGGGUUUUAUGACAGCAACUCGGAAGUCAGAGAGAAAGGAGCUCCAAAGAACAUGGGCUAUCCUGGCAUUGGCACGGACUGUUGUGGCAAGCUGAAAGAGCCGGGUGGCGGUUUACAUGGAGACUCUAUCGCCGACUCCAUCGACCUAUCAGGCAAGAACAAGAAGCGGCGCAAUCGCACCACCUUCAGCACCUUUCAGCUGGAGGAGCUGGAGAAGGUGUUUCAAAAGACACACUACCCUGACGUGUAUGCCCGGGAGCAGCUGGCCCUGAGGACCGAGCUCACCGAGGCGCGGGUUCAGGUUUGGUUCCAGAAUCGUAGAGCCAAGUGGAGGAAACGGGAACGCUAUGGGAAGAUCCAGGAGGUCCGCAACCACUUUGCUACAUAUGACAUCUCUCUUCUCCCUCGCCAUGACACAUACCAGAUGCAGGGCAACCUGUGGCCGGGGGCGGCUUCAGGAGGAGGCGGAGGUUCAGGUGCCGGUUGUGUCCUAGGAGCGGACUCCAUCCCCUCGUCCUGCAUGAGUCCGUACCCUCACCCCCACGGCAAUCUGCAGGGCUUCAUGGGCAUGCCCCCAUCCUCCGGCCAUCCCCAUCACCACCACCCGCCUCACCAUCCGGGCAUCAACGGCCUCUACUCGCUCCACAGCUUCCCGGGAGGCCUCGGGUCCCCUUCCAUUGAGGGGCCCGACACCGAAUACAAGCCAACGGGCCUGGUGGCGCUGCGGAUGAAAGCCAAAGAGCCAGGCAGCAUCCUCUCCUGGCCUACAUGA